AUGAAACUCACCUGCAAAGCGUCCGGUUACACAUUUACCGACCACUCGCUAGCCUGGAUCCGCCAGGCGCCGGGGAAAGGCCUGGAGUGGGUAGCAACGAUUUGGACAAAUAAUUUCAACACUUUCUACCCUGAGGGUCUUAAAGGGCGAGUGACCGUCAGUGUGGACACCGCGGCCAGCACCACGUCGCUGCAGCUGGCCAGCCUGGCAGCUGAGGACACCGCUGUGUAUUACUGUGCAAGGCACACAAUGAGCAGUUCUGUGAGCCACGCGGCAGAGAACCAGACCAUCUCCGGUGUGUUCAUCCUGCUGGGGUUUACCUACCUAAACAAGCUGCAAAUCCUUCUGUUUCUGGUGCUUCUGGUCGCCUACCUGCUCACCCUGAUGGGGAACCUCAUCAUUAUCCUUCUGAUAAAGCUCAACCCCUCCCUCCACACCCCCAUGUAUUUCUUCCUGGUGAACCUGUCUGUCUCGGAAAUCUGCGUCACCACCAGCGUGACCCCUCAGCUACUGGUUCACCUCCUGGUGGAGGAAAAGACCAUCUCCCUCGCUGGUUGUGCUGCCCAGUUGAAUGUUUUUAACAUCACAGGCCUCGCAGCCUGCUGUCUCCUCGCAGCCAUGGCCUACGACCGGUAUGUGGCCAUAUGCCACCCUUUGCAUUAUACAACCAUCAUGAGUGGCCAGGUGUGUGCGCUGCUCGCAUGUAUUUCAUGGCUCAUCGGCAUCUCGGUGGCCAUAGUUCAGACCACGUGGCUCUUCAGCCUGCCCUUGUGUGGCUCCAACCGCAUCCCCCAUUAUUUCUGCUACAUUCAACCAUUACAGAAGAUGCUCUGCAUUGACCCUUGGAAGAACGUGAUCUUUGGCUUGGCCGUGAUGGUGCUGUUUGUUAUGAGCCCUUUUUUACUGAUAGUCCUGUCCUAUGUCCGCAUCAUUUCCACUGUCCUCAAGCUGCCGUCAGCGGAGGGGAGGCGUAAAGCCUUCUCCACCUGCUCCUCUCACCUCACAGUGGUGACUUUGCUCUAUGGAACAGGACUUUUGAGUUACCUGAAACCCACGUCAAGCUCCACCCCUGAGAGUGAUCUGCUGAUAUUCCUUAUGCACACAGCUGUAACACCCAUGAUGAAUCCCAUAAUAUACACUCUGCGGAACAAAGAGGUGAAGGUAGCCUUUAGAAACACAGUAGGGAAGGUCUUCUUCUCACACAGCUGGAGAUAUUAG
Molecule: messenger RNA, 1218 nt
Organism: Pelodiscus sinensis (Chinese soft-shelled turtle)
Lineage: Eukaryota; Metazoa; Chordata; Testudines; Trionychidae
Source: RefSeq, a predicted model, not a curated record